Molecule: messenger RNA, 7323 nt
Organism: Ceratina calcarata
Lineage: Eukaryota; Metazoa; Arthropoda; Insecta; Hymenoptera; Apidae
Product: Krueppel-like factor 6
Exons: 6
Coding region: 533-1675 (380 amino acids)
Biological process (GO): regulation of transcription by RNA polymerase II
Molecular function (GO): RNA polymerase II cis-regulatory region sequence-specific DNA binding; DNA-binding transcription factor activity, RNA polymerase II-specific
Source: RefSeq, a predicted model, not a curated record
GGACCUCAGUCACUCUUCGGCGCUCGCGCGGAGGAGACGCCAUCGACCCGGGUUGGCUCUAUCGAAAUUUAGUGACGCGACUCGUCAAAAGUGGCAGUGCCUGCGGUGAUAUAUCUGUGCGCGUUUCACUCCCUCUCUCUCUUUCUCUCAUACACAUACACACGAUCCUGACCGCCGUUUCUAGUUUUUGAUAGUCGAAAGGUUCGAAUGAUGGAUAUGCGUCUGACGUCGCGACGCGUACAGACAGAGCGUCGUCGGUCCGUCGCGCUGCCUCAGUGAGAGUUUGUACCUGGCACCGCGGCUCACGCACACUACCUCUCCUAUCUCUCUCUUUCUCUAUCUCUCUCUCUGUCUGUCUGUCUAUCUGUCUCUCUCUAUCUCUCUCUCUCGUUAUGAUAAAAGAGCACGUGUCUGUGUGACCAAGCGUGUUUGUGCGUCGUGUCUCUGUUCAACCGGAAUAAGAAACAAGAAUAAGCUUCGUUUCGUGGUUUUCUGCAAGUUUUGGAGGAAGGGAAUUUCGGAUUUGUGAAUCAUGGAUAUCCUGCCGAGUGGGAACAUCUUCAGAGAGCUACAGGACAUACACGACACCGGAUACUUCUCCGCACAGCCGUCGCUCGAGGAUCAUUGGCAACAGACAUGCUACGAGAUGGAGAGGUACCUGAAGGACGAGCCGAAGCUGCAAUCGUACAAGAAGCUGCCCACGGAGCUGGACACGGCACCUUGGAACCUCUUUAGGGCUCCUCCUAUUUCGUGGACGGCCACGACGGGAGCCGCGAACGCGCAAUUCGAGUCCCCGAUCAAAAUGGAGAUGACGACGUCGUCGGAGGACAGGGAGACGAUGAUUUGUUCGAUGGACGAGAUGAAGUUCAGCCCGUCGGACGACCACGGUCACAACGGUCGCGACAGGGACUUGUUGGACCGGCAUUUGGACUCGUUGUCCAUGUCUUCGUCGAGUUCGGCGUGCUCUGCGCUGUCCUGGGACAGUUCGCCGUCCCAGCUAUCCUGCAGGGCUUUCAUACUCAAGAAGGAGCCCAGCGAGGACCUUGAAGAGGACGAGGAACACGAGGAGAUCGAGGAGGACGAGGACAGCGGGUGCGAGAGCGAGGGACAGAUUCUUACGCCGCCCUCGAGUCCUGGCUCCGGUCAAGGCCAUUCCAACUCCAGUCAUUCGUCGACGGGCAGCUCGAUGCUCGACGUGCAGAACCUGAAUCUCCACGGCUCGGGCGGCAGGAGUGCCAUCGUCAGGGUCACCGCCAGCAACGCGCAGAGUGUCGCAAGACUGAUCUCGGUGACGGCGAAUGGAUUCCCGGCGGUGUCGGGUGCGCAGCAUUCAGGCACUGGUGCGUCCUCGAGUAGCGUGUCGAACAGGCAUCACGCGAGGAGUCACGAGCACAGUCCACCGGACACCAAGCGCAGGAUACACAAGUGCCAGUUCCCCGGAUGCAAGAAGGUCUACACCAAAAGCUCGCAUCUGAAAGCUCACCAGAGGACGCACACGGGCGAGAAGCCGUACAAGUGCAGCUGGGAGGGUUGCGAGUGGCGGUUUGCCCGUUCAGACGAGCUGACCCGCCACUACCGCAAGCACACCGGGGCGAAGCCGUUCAAGUGCCGGCAUUGCGACCGCUGUUUCUCCCGCAGCGACCACCUAGCCCUCCACAUGAAGAGACACGUGUAACGCGCGCGGGUUCCAAUCCAGAAAGAAAAGAAGAGAAACAGCUUUUGGUAGUCGAGGAUCGGAGAUCGACCGCCGAUCCGAGGAUCCACGGGAGACGGUUUGGCGACGCGGGACGAUUCCUGUUUGGUUCGGUUCGAGGACGAUCGGUGUCGCGAAAUUGUCAUGGUCUUGAUUCAUCCUGGAGUACCUCCGACCGAUCUGAGUCGUGAAUCGAUGGCUCCGAGUCAUCCUGGAACAGCUCCAAGCGAUCUAAAUCAACUUUCCGAGCUUCUACUGCAUUCUGGAGGAUCUCCAAACGAUUUGGAACAAGAAUUGGUGACAGUGACUCGGUCUGGAGGCUCUCCAAGCGAUUUAUACCGACCUGACUCGGCUUCGAAGAUCUCCAAGUGAUCUGAACGAGUCUUCUGGAGGUUCGACCAAUUCUGGAUGACCUCCGAGCGACCCAAACAAAUUUUCCGAAGUUCCCAUUCAUCCCGAAGAACGUCGAAGCGAUUUAACCGAACCUGUCGCAUCUCCAAGUGACUCGAAUCAACGUCCGGCGGUUCUUACCCGGUCCCAAGGAUCUACGAUCGGCUUACCAACCUUCUCGGAGACUCUCGGAGAGGAUCUAACGAGAGUUCACCGACGUCCAGUUGCCGAUUUCAUCGGACGUCGAUCCUCGACUCGGAUCCAGCGGUCUUCUCAGCACGAACAAGUUCGAAAUUGAUUUCGGUCGAAGACAUUUGGUGGUCCCACGGACUGAACGGAGGUUGAAGCGAGAGGAUCCAGUGGCUAUCAAUCCCGUUCCCUCUUCUGAACGACUAUGUAACCGUACGGUGAAUAUGAAAUUCGUGAAAUCGACGAUCAGGCAAGAGGGUACCCUGUCAUCACCGUUACUCGGUUUUAUCCUCCAGGCAAUGGCCGAGCAAACAACGAGAGAAUUUUAGGUACGAACGUCGUCGUCGUCGUCGUCGUCGUCGUCGUCGGUAACUACCAAUCACUGCCAUUAAAUUUGUAAUAGUUAGAGAAACGUUGCCUCGAGGACGAGAUCCACCGCUGCUACAUCCAAUUGUCUGCUUCCUGUGGGAGGUACGAAUUUUCGGUUAUCAGGGUCUCCCGCUGUUCUUGAAAACCUGAAGACAAUAAAAGUCUGUCGGUGCCAAAUUCUUUUUUCCUCCCUUAAAAAUAACUGCGACUCGUCCGACCAAAAAUUCGGUACCUUUCACAAAACUGGAAAAGAAGAAAUGUUUCUCAAGGGAUCUUCCGUGGCUCGUCUCUUUAUUUCCUCGUAGUGGCAAGCAGUUUUUCUAAGAGCCGGAAGGUUUGUACUUUUGUACGAUGCUUUAAUCGGAAAUUUUUCAUGGGUGGAGGGUGGCCGGGCGGACCUGCUCAAACGUACAGAGAAACUAUAUUUUUUAAUAUAUCCUCGUGUGUUACCUAAACAAUGUUUAUAUAGAGAAACGUGUGAAGACAUUCCAAAAAAAAAAAAUGAAGUGAACUGAUUUUUCAUUAAGCUCGCUGCCACCCGUCCACCGGACCCCCGGGGUCAAAAUCCACAAACGACUCUCAAUUGUUUCAAAUUAUUUACGAUCGUCUCUCGGAUCGAAGGGGGUGGCAGACAAUUUUUUUUUUGAUCGUCGAUUUCGAGAGAGAGCCAUAAGAAAGUGAGCCAUAAAAGAAGGGAAAGUGCGUCUGUUCGGGGAAAGACUAAUUUACUCGAAGUUAUUAAUUUUUAAAUGUUCAGUGGCCAAAUAACUCAAGCGCACGUAGAAACACCGUACCUACCGACAUUUAAGGUAAAGCCUGACUGACAUAAUUGAGUGGAAUUAAAAAAAGAAAGAGAGAGAGUGUGUUUGUGUGUGUGUAUGUGUGCGCGCGCGUGUGUGCGUGCGUGUGUGUGAGCACGAUUUUAGUUUAGGGGAAUACAAAUCUAUAUAUAUAUAUAUAAUAUAUAUAUAUAUUAUAUAGUAUAUUUUUUGUUCUUUAUAAUUUUAUUUUUAUCGAACGCAUGGAUGUUGUUUAUUAUUAAUUAUUUUAUUCUACCCUUCGAUCAUUAAUCGUCUAGGGUUCAGAAACCAAAACGGGGGGUGCGUGUUCUUCGCUUUGCAAUUUUAUUUGUAAUUUAAAGUAACGAAAGCUUAUUUGUUAAAUGCAUUUCCGAAGAGUGUAUAUCAGUAUUUUCUGUUAAUUUGUAAAAUCUCCGAGUUUUGUUAUUGUAUAUUAUAUGAAUAAAGUAUGUGCGUGCGCGAGUGAAAGCCGAGAGAAUUUGUGCAAUUUCACGUGAAAGCGUUUUCAUUAUUUGUUACCAUGUUUAAAAAACGAGAGAAAUACGAUUAUUAUUAAAUAAAAAAAAUAUAUAUAUAUACAUUGUAUAUGUAUAUACGUACAUGUAGCUGCAUUUACGAUUAGGCUAGGAUCGAUGAUAUGGGAGGAUGAUGACGAUGAUGACGAUGAUGAAUGGGAGGACCGUUUCAAAUUUUUUGAUAGCCAUAUACAAUUUCGAGAGGUGUUUUCCAAAAUUUACUAAGUUAGAGCUUUUCUUUACCCUUUAUUCAUUCUGUAAGACCAACGAGCAAGGGCUGGAAUUAAGAGGAAGAAUGAAAGUCAUACCUAAGAUUAAUUUUGUGGGGUGGAAUUGUUGACCGAAUGUUAAUUAACCCUCGGGACGUACCUGGGACAGGACUCACCCCCGAUUCGGUGUACUGAGGGUUGAAAAACAUAUAUUAUUCAUCGUACACUAAAUUUUGAUUCGAAACGAAAGUAGACAGACUGAAUUUACGCACCUGGUCAACCAUUCUACCUGCAAGAAAAAAAAACGAAAAAGCGUUAAAAGCGACUAAAAACUAGGUAAAAAAGUAGUUAGAACCGUAGGUAGGUAGCCCCGUUAGAUAGAUGGAAAAACGUUAGAUAGGCAGAAGAAAAAAAAAUUAGAUCGAUGAGCGACGUUCGGGGAGGAGGAGAAGAGAUUAUUAUAAAUAAAAAAAGAGGAAGUCUAAACGAUAGAUAGGUGGAUAUAUUGCGGUAGAUAGAGAUACGAGUAUCCAAGGAAUCUUCCUGGGGUACCUAAGGGAAUUAUCCCUGUCUGGUGUGUUUCCCCCCCCCCAUUUCUUUUCCUUUUUUCUCUUGUUAAAGUCAGUGGAACGACGAAUGAGUCUGCAAGAUUAACCAAAGUGUAGUUAGAAGGUUUCCAUGUUUCUAGGAUAAUUAAUUGAUAAUCGGAGAAUUGAACAAUUUUCAAGGGUCGAAUAAUGCACUUUCAGUUUUCUCCAGCCAAGGUUUUUAACAAUGAGAAUCGAUGUUAGGGUAAAGUGACCUUCGGCAUCACGAAAAGACUUGUAAAAAAAAAAACAAAAAAAAAAAUGAAAUAAUCGUGCAACGAGUUCAACGAGACAAGGAACAAAUAUUAAAUAAAAUUAAGUAAACGAAAUGACGAAACACGAGGGGCGCAAGUGUAAUUAAUCGUUGGGCGUCCGUCCUUUAAUUUCAUCUUCCAUUAACGCUUAUUUGUAAGAAUAAAUCUCGCUCGGAGAAAUCUCACAAGAUAUGUAAGAGAACGCAGGGAAACGCACAAAGGUAUGAAAACGGCCCCUGGGUCAGUGACCCGUGGGUAAAGAUCGAUCCCCGGGUCAAAAGUGGCCCGCGAUCACCGAAGUACUAUUUUCGACGUUUUUACGGUCCCGUUCGAGGCCUAACAAUCGUUUCGUUUCCAUUCCGAAAGCGAGGGAAUCCUUCGUUUCGAUUACAAUUCAAUUAAAAAUAUUCUAAAUUAUCGUUUCUUCGAAAAUGAUCCUCGCAGUAUGAUGAAAAGUACUCGCUAUACUCAUUAUAUAUAUCAUGAUAAACGAAAAAGGCAAAAAAAAGCAACAGAUCACGUUUUAGGGUGUUAAGAAUGAAAAUAGUAUUUCUAGCAAUUUUAUACAGGCAUGCGACGUUUCUUCUUGUAAAUAAAACGACAUACGUACACCACCCCGGUCACUGGCACGGAAACACGGAAACAGAAUGUUACGGUGUAACAAAAUUAUUCAUAGACGGUAAUUAAUUAAUUAAUUAAAUAAAUAAUCGAAUAAACGCCUCGUCGACGGUCGAUCGAUUGGAUUCGACCAUCGAGCAAACGAACAAUUGUUAUUUUGUCAAAAGUCGUCUGGUUCGAAUUUUAUUUCAUCUAGCAUUUGCUCCAUUCUAUCGCGUCUGAUUUAUAACGCGGCUAUACUACUGACAUAUACAUAUAUACAGUCUACUUUCCAUUUAAAACUCCGUUGGAAGUUGAAUUAAUUUUUUUCUACAAUUUUCAUACGUUUUUAUAGAAUUCUCGAGGGAUGGCUUUUUUCCUGUGAUAGGGUUGGGGCGAGACGCGACUAGAGAGCCGUGGAGAGCGGCACCGUGUUUCCUGUACAAACACAGGCUAGGGGGAAGCGAUUAAGCCAGCCUUCGACUCGAUACACGUUUUUCGAAUUUCCGGAUUGAGAGAAUCGAUACACGGAGCGCACGAUUACAGCGGAGAGAACGCGUUGCGAAAAAGAUAAAAAUGAAACGAAUGGAGCAAUCGCUAUAAAACGAAAUUUCAAACGAAACUUGCAAGUAUUUCGUUAUUGAACAGUUUUAUUUGCAAUUGCAUCUGCAACAGCAAUUUUUAUAGAUCGCCAGAUAUUUCGUCGAAUCGAAUUUCUUAAUUGGAAUUGAUCUUCAAGCACUUUGCCAUCUUAAUUGGAAUUGCAUGGGAAUUAAUAAUAAUAGAAAGCGGACACGGUCAGGCUCAAUUAUUAUCGACCCGUACUACUUGCUAGGUGUCGCGAUUCUACUUCUAAAUUUUCAUUUCUAUUCAGUAAAAAUGUUUUCUACCGCGUAAACAUGCUUGGGACGACUUAUUAUCGACUCGUACUACUUGCUAGGUGUCCGCGCACGAUUUGUAUUGACUUAAGCCACGUCCCACGCCGUACGCCACUUACAUUGACCCGCGCUACUUGUUACGUAUUAUUAAACGCCACAAUUUAAACUCUCCGGCGCGAGCGUCCCGACGGGUCGCUCUCGCCAACGUUAAAUUGGCUUUGCUUGUAAAUAAAUUGACGCUUUGUUAACUCAUUCUAAUUAAUCAAAAAAAAAAAUAAAAAUGGUGUCGUGAAUAAAUAAAUUUAUCGCAUAGGCUUACAUCAACGAAGCUUCCAAGCUUUAGUCAAAUUUGUUGAUUUCUCUCUCUCCCCUCUUAGCAAUUUUUAUAUUAAUUAGGACGGUUCGACGCGCUUUCGCGUUCCAGCAUCGAACGAAUUAGUUAAUUGAUUAGCGAAAUUCUGCGAUUAUUAAAAAAGGGAAGAUGAGAUUCUCUCGAUUAACGAACAUGAGAAUUGUUUCGAAAUCGUUUUUGUAUUGCGACGAAUUUGUUGCGUGCUGAUUUAUACAGGGUGUCCCGGGUUCAGCGACUCGGAACCGGAUGAAAUUCCAAGUAGCAAGUUCCUUUUCCCUCCGACCGCUAUUGACAAAGUUAUUAUAAAAUGUGGACCGCAGGUUCUCGUUAACAACUUCGUUGAUAAUGAUCGAACUCUCGACUCGGAAUUCCAUCCUCUUUCACGGUCCCGCGCAGGAGGAGAGUCACGCCUCUCCGGGACACCCUGUCCCGCUUGUAUAUGAUGCGUGCGUCUUUCAUUUUUAUUAAUAAUAAAAUGGUUUUACACAGA